Molecule: messenger RNA, 1446 nt
Organism: Microthlaspi erraticum
Lineage: Eukaryota; Viridiplantae; Streptophyta; Magnoliopsida; Brassicales; Brassicaceae
Source: the annotation of a GenBank genome assembly
AUGGAGCGCAAGAGAGGGUGCAAGAUCAGAAAGAGAGGUUGUUCUUCCUCCUCCUCUUCUUCUCUUGCUCGUCGAAACCGCUUCAAACGCGCCAUUUUCGCCGGGAAAAGAGCCUCUCACGACGAUGGUGGCGGCUGCGGCGGCUCAGGAACUCCGGUUAAGUCCAUCUCCACCGCUAAAACUCCUGUACUCUUAUCCUUGUCGCCGGAAAAACUUCAUAUAGAUCAUUCUCAGAAACGCUGCGUGUCAGCUAGAAAGCUAGCGGCUACGCUGUGGGAGAUCAGCGACGGCACAGACCCUCCGGCAAAUUCCGAGAGAGAUUGCUUGAGAAGCAAGAAACCUCCGAGGAACAAAUCUAAGAAAACAACAGAGAUCUCUUCCCACGAGUUCCCGCCAAAAUCAUCCGAUCCGACAUCCGGUCUGGCCUCAGAGAGAAUCGUUCUCCGAGAGGACAUAAUCCAUAGAAGAUCAAAGAUUCCUCAGAAACUAGAACUAAUCGAAUACAAAACCAUCGGCACGAACUCGGUGAAAACACGUUUCAAGAAUGUCAGCGACGGAUUAAGGACGUCUAAAGAAUUAGUGAAAGUCUUAAAACGGAUUGGUGAGCUCGGAGAUGAUCACAAGAAAGCAAGCAAUCGUUUGAUCUCUGCUCUGACAUGCGAGCUAGACAGAGCAAGAUCUUCUCUAAAGCAUCUGAUGAGUGAGUUUGAUGCGGAGGAGGAGGAGAAGCGGAUGAUGAGAGAGAAGCUUCAAGAAGAGGCCGUGGCUGAGAGAAAGCUCCGGCUGAGAACGGAGAAGAUGAACAGAAGAUUAGGGAGAGAACUCGCGGAGGCUAAAGAAACGGAGAGGAAGAUGAAGGAGGAGAUGGAGAGAGAGAAGAGAGCUAAAGAUGUUCUUGAGGAGGUUUGUGAUGAGCUCGCGAGAGGAAUCGGAGAUGAUAAGAAGGAAAUGGAGAAAGAGAGAGAGAUGAUGCAUAUAGCUGAUGUUCUGAGGGAAGAGAGGGUUCAAAUGAAGCUUAUGGAGGCGAAAUUCGAGUUCGAGGAGAAACAUGCGGCUGUGGAGCGGCUGAAGAAGGAGCUCAGGCGGGUUUUGGAUGGUCAAGGGUCGUCGGAGAUUCGUCGGAUGUUGGAGGUUAUGGAUGGUUCUGAUGAUGAAGAGGAGAGUGAUCUAAAGUCGAUUGAGUUGAAUAUGGAGAGUGGAAGUAAGUGGGGUUAUGUUGAAAGCCGGAGAGAUCGCCGGACGGAAUCGAGGUUUGUUGGCUCCGGUGAUGAAGAUGAUGAUUCUGAUGAUCAUGUGGAGAAGAGGCCAGUGAUUGUUGAGAAUGGGGAGAGAGAUGAGUCUUUGAAGAAUCUGAGAGAUUACAUUGUUUCGAAUGUGAGGCUUAUCGGUUCUUCAUCGUCGGAGCAGUUGAAUCAUCGGAAACUACCAAGCUUCGAGUUUGUGUAA